AGGCAAGAUGGCGUCGAAUGGCGGGGAGCUUGGGGGCUUAUUCGACCACCACGUCCAGAGGGCGGUAUGCGACACGCGGGCCAAAUAUCGGGAGGGAAGACGGCCUCGCGCUGUCAAGGUAUAUACAAUCAAUUUGGAAUCUCGGUACUUAUUAAUACAAGGAGUUCCUGCAGUGGGAGCGAUGAAGGAAUUAGUUGAGCGAUUUGCUCUGUAUGGUGCAGUUGAGCAGUAUAAUGCUCUAGAUGAAUACCCAGCAGAAGACUUUACAGAAGUUUAUCUUAUUAAAUUUAGGAACUUACAAAGUGCAAGGACAGCCAAGAAAAAAAUGGAUGAACAGAGUUUCUUUGGUGGAUUGCUUCAUGUGUGUUAUGCUCCAGAAUUUGAGACAGUUGAAGAAACUAGAAAAAAAUUAGAAGAGAGGAAGGCUUAUAUAGCAAGAAUUACUAGAAGUAAAGACCAUUCCCUGACAAAGAAGAAACUGGUUCCAAAGCCUAAAGACACAAAAGGUUUUAGACAAGACUUCCACUCUGAGACGUCUGGAUUUUGUGCGGCUUCUUUGAACACUUCCAGUGAGAACUCAUAUCCUUGUCUUCCUUAUUCUUGUGAAUUGCCUUUAUGUUAUUUUUCCUCAAAAUGUACAUGUUCAUCUGGGGAGCAUGUGGACAGAGCAUCAAACUCCUCUAAGGAAGGUAGAAACCGUGAUGAAACAGUGGAGCAUUGUAACCACAGUGACUCUUCGCAGAAAAUACAAAGGAACACUUCUAAAGAUUCAGUGACGUGCUGUGGUGCAGAAAAGGCUAUCCGUCCUUCAGAGGCAGUUGACAGAUUUAUGCCUAGGACAACACAACUGCAGGAGCGGAAAAGAAGAAGAGAAGAUGAUCUUAAACUUGGGACUUUUCUGGAAACAAGCUCAAGUGGUAAUGAGGUUAUGAUUGGGCCUCUAUUACCAGGCGUACCUAAAGUGGAUAUGGAUGAUGACUCAUUGAAUACAACGGUGAAUUUAAUUCGGAAUAAACUUAAAGAGUUCUUUUUUUUUAAACCAGGUAAUUUCAUCUGUGCCAAAGCCUUCAGAAGAAAAGCUGGAAGAUGUGUGUUCAAGUUGUCCAUUAAAACAAAGAAGAAGAAUAUAGAUUGCCAGCAGCAAAUUAAUAUUUUCUUUCUUCUUUUUUUUUUUUUUAACAUCCGACUGAUACGGUGAUUGAACCCUGGACCUUGGUGUUAUCAGCACCACACUCUAACCAAGUGAACUAACUAGCCAGCACUACUGCUGAUACAUUUUAAUGCAUUCCUCUUUGGAAUUUCAUUUAAGCUAUAUGUCUAAAGUAAUUUCAUCUUUUUUUGAUCCAUACUUAAUAUUGCAGAAACUGUUUUUGUUAUAUAAAAUUACCUCUCACAUUGCAAUAACUAUACAUAAAUUAAUUGAAGCAAAUAUGUAGAAAUCUUACAAAUAAAGAUAGGCAACCACGAUC
Molecule: messenger RNA, 1469 nt
Organism: Galeopterus variegatus (Sunda flying lemur)
Lineage: Eukaryota; Metazoa; Chordata; Mammalia; Dermoptera; Cynocephalidae
Gene: RBM48
Product: RNA binding motif protein 48
Exons: 5
Coding region: 8-1198 (396 amino acids)
Cellular component (GO): nucleoplasm
Molecular function (GO): nucleic acid binding
Source: RefSeq, a predicted model, not a curated record